This is a messenger RNA of Dendronephthya gigantea, 3048 nucleotides long. RefSeq lists its product as uncharacterized. The record is from RefSeq and is a predicted model, not a curated record. Lineage: Eukaryota; Metazoa; Cnidaria; Anthozoa; Malacalcyonacea; Nephtheidae. The coding region runs from base 172 to 2238 and encodes 688 amino acids. The transcript is spliced from 12 exons.
UCGAAUUGACCGUCUGUUUGUGCUUGAGAAACAGAAAUGCCGUUUAAAUUCAAUACAUUCUAGUUUAAGUUGCAAAAUAGAUAAAAUUACAUACUUUACUGUGGAUGGAAUCAAAAUACGACUAACCGAGUUGUGGACAAGCGCAGGUUUUGGUUUCCGGAUCUUUGAACGAUGAGAUUCUGCUACCUCUGUAUCGUAAUUGUCAUAGCUCAGUUGACAAAAGCUGGACCGGUCAAGAGAAAUGUACCGCUUGCGCAAGGAAUAUCUGCGACGGCUGGAGAUAUAAACAAGGCCGCACAAAUUGGCACCGAGCAAGGGGUUACUUCCUUUCCUCUGAACAACGGCAAUUCAAACAAUAUAAGUCCUAACAAUGAAAUAAGUGCUCCAAAUAGUGCUGUGCCAAAUGCAGCAACUGCUGAACCAGGAAACAUGGGCGCAGCCACUGCAGCUGAAACAACAACUGACGGUAAUAUGAACAGUGAUGCCACGAACACUGCAAUGGACGCCGGAAACGCUAACCGAGCUUCCGCCGGGAAAACCCCGGUUGUGGAUGCACAACUGGACGAAGAUCACCAGGUCAAGCCUGUGGCAGAGAAGGGGGAGCUCCAACAGACCAUGAUUCACCCAGGAGGAGAGGUAGAAAAAGUAUUUACGGGUACACCAGACGAGGUAGCAGCUAGCGACCAAAAAGGAAUCAAACAACCUCUUCACACCAUAGUAAAAUCGAAUGGUGAGAUUGAGAAGGUGUACGUUGGAACGCCCAAGGAGAAUAAGAAGGUCCUCGAUAAGAACGAGAGAAAAGCAAUGAAAGAAGCAACGGCUACCCUUGCACAUGAUACAUUUAACAUCAGUAUUCCGUUAAAACCAAGAAAACCGCCAGUAAUCAAGUUUAUUGGCAAUGAAACUGAAGGAGUGUAUGUCAAGUCUCCAGCUUCAGAAAACUUUAAAACGAGCUGUGUCACAGAACACAACAAGAAACGCGACAUUCACAACGCUCACCCGCUGGUCUGGAGUGACAAGCUAGCCGAAAGCGCCCAAUCAUGGGCAGACCACCUCGCCGAAAUUGAUGACGACAUGCCUGACACGACUAAUAGAAAAUACGGUGAGAAUAUCUUUUGGACACGACCACAGCUCCCUGAGGAUGAGUUGUGUAAGGCAGCAGUAGAUGAAUGGUACAAUGAGGUGAAGCUGUACGACUUUUCCGCGUCUCACAAACGCAAUUAUGACGCAGACCCAGUAAACGAAUUCACUCAGCUCGUUUACGAUGGCCAGACACGCGAGGUUGGCGUAGCAUUCUCUCUAAGUCGCAGUAACAAGCAAUAUGUUGUAGCACGGUAUUACAAGAAACGGAAUAAUAUGAUGCUGGAUGCCGAAGUUCAUCCUGCACAUUCCGAUCGUUCACGGGUUCGUUUUGACCGACCAGUGUUUCAAAAUUACAAUAUGAUUAUACGUCUCCCACGAAUCUCCUGGGUUCCACAGUACAAACAACCGAAUUCACCAGCAUUCCAAAGGCUGGAGAGCAAGAUGAAAAACGCGUUUAAGGCGACGUUCCAAGAGAGUCCAACGGUUACAAGUCUUGUGGAUUUCAAACUCAAUACAUUCAAGUUGGACGACAGGAAACCUGGCAGUAGUGCUAUUCUUGCUGAUCUCGACGUGAGAUUUUAUCCAUACGUAAAAGAUCCAAUCCAACGAUUACGAAGCAGCAUCUUCCAUGGUCAGCUGAACGGAAUGGAACUGGAUGACAACUUCUUGAAAGUCUUCAACAAGACAGGUGUAUAUGUGCCUCCUUCGUCGUGGAAAAAUAAAAUGGAACAAACUGACCUCCAAGCUGACUUACUUCGCCCAAACACUGGAGCUACAGAUCCUAUAACAGGCGCUCCGUCAAAUGUCACAUACCCUCAGCCGAUCUCCGAAGAUAUUGACCUUCUGGAUCGAAAACCUUGCCAAGGAGGAAUAUGUGAAACAUAUCUUAUAAAAGAUCGAAGUAAAGAAGCUCCUACCAAUGUAUCAACACCAUUAAAAUCUGUUCCUGUAAAUGCAACUCCUGCUAUUCCUCCUCCACCAAAUGGCUUUGCCCAACCUUGCUGCAAUCAGAUGCCACCGAUGCCACCACCUCAACCUUGUCUCGCUUUAGCAUGUCCACCACCCUCACCCAUGCCGGCAUGUAAUCCUAACUGCAGACCACGAUCUAACGGAAUGUGGCCUUCGGCCUUAUAUAGAAGAGGCGGAAUAUCAUAAAAACAAACAAUGAAAAGAAUAACUGUACUUUGUGGAAAUAUUAUUCAUUUGUUUUUGUUUUUAUGCUUUAAUUGUAAAGUUACGUGAUAUUGAAAAAAUCGUCUCUAUAGCGGCCAGAACAACAUGUAGUAAAAAACACAGCUGUGAUCAGCAUUCAGCCACAGGACGUCAAAAGAGAGGUUAAGAUACCUCGCUAACGGGCAGCCUUAUUUUCUCAAUAGAAAUUCUUCUUAUUUAUAUAUUUUGUGAUACAAACAUAUAUUUUAUGAUACAAACUUGCUUGCCUCAAGAGGCUGGGAAAGGAUUGCCGAUGUAUGGUCUGACACACACAAGCUGCACAAGCAUCGUUAGAAAUUCAUUGAAUAAAAUAAGUCCUCCCGUACCUGUAAAUUGGAACCGAGCUAUCAUAACCUCACUGAUGUCCCAAACAAAAAUAAGGCAAAUAUAAUUCCUGACAGAAACGAGUCAUUGUGGCAGCGGCCAGAAACCUGUAAAUAUAAAUGCAAAAAGAAAAGUUCAUGUUUAUGCCAAAAUUACGCUAUAUUCCACAUUCUUAAAUCAUUCCAAUUACAUGGGUGUUGACAAGGUUAAGGUCGCAGAGAACUAAAAAUAAAGUAAAAAAGGAAGGCUACUAAGGCUAUACCAGAACGUGAACAAUCUUAUGUUUGCCCGGAGCCAAAUUUUAUACCUCCAGGCGCACGUAGACAGGUUUGUGAUCACUGUUCCCUUAGUGGAACACACCACUUUCCUUAACUAUAUCAGAGGGACUUGUAGCGAUUAUAUCAAGUAAAGAUUUUGUAAUUAUUGUAA